Molecule: messenger RNA, 415 nt
Organism: Rhodamnia argentea
Lineage: Eukaryota; Viridiplantae; Streptophyta; Magnoliopsida; Myrtales; Myrtaceae
Product: putative lipid-transfer protein DIR1
Exons: 1
Coding region: 18-320 (100 amino acids)
Biological process (GO): systemic acquired resistance
Molecular function (GO): fatty acid binding
Source: RefSeq, a predicted model, not a curated record
CACUUGGACAAAAGAAAAUGCAGGCAACCGAUAAGAAGGCGGUGCUUCUGUUGGGAUUGAUGGUCGUGAUUGCUAGUCGCACCGAUGCGCAAACCCUGUGCAACGCGCCCAUUUCUGGCUUGGAGGGUUGCAGGCCAGCUGUGACCCUCCCGAACCCGCCGCCCCCGACGGCCGUGUGCUGCGAUGCACUCAAGCACGCCGACUUGAAGUGUCUCUGCCAGUACAAGAACUCGCCACUCUUGCCCGAGCUCAAGAUCGACCAGAAGCUGGCGCUGGAGCUCCCCGAGAAGUGCAAGCUCCCUCAUCCGGCCCCCUGCUGAUCACAUUGUAUUAUGUGGGUGCGCGUGGUUGGGGAGAAAGUACUGGCCCAAUAAUUUGACAAUAAUGCAUAUCUUACAGUAUGCUUUUCGAUUAU